Messenger RNA from Lathyrus sativus (Indian pea), 2571 nucleotides. The record is from the annotation of a GenBank genome assembly. Lineage: Eukaryota; Viridiplantae; Streptophyta; Magnoliopsida; Fabales; Fabaceae.
AUGGAGAUGAAUAACAAAAAAAGUGUUAAAGGAAAAGUGGUUUUAUUGAAGAAGAGCUUGUUGGAUUUUCAUGAUAUCAAAGCCAAUGUUCUUGACCGUGUUCAUGAGUUUUUAGGCAAAGGUGUCUCUAUUCAGCUCAUUAGUGCUACUACUCCUGAUCCAGCAAAGGGAAUGCAAGGAAAACAUGGAAAAAUGGCGUACUUGGAGAGGUGGAUUUCAAGUAUUACAUCGUUGACAAGAGCAUCAGACACAGAAUUUUCAGUGACAUUUGAUUGGGAACAUGAGAAAAUGGGAGUUCCUGGUGCUUUCAAAAUCAGAAAUAAUCACCAUAGCCAAUUUUACCUAAAGAAAGUUACCAUUGAAGACAUUCCAGGACAUGGUCCUGUAACUUUUGUUUGCAACUCUUGGAUUUACCCUGCUCAUCGUUACACACAUGAUCGUGUUUUCUUUGCAAACAAGACUUAUCUUCCCUGUGAAACACCAGAGCCACUGCGCAAGUUGAGAGAAGAAGAACUUGCAGCCCUCCGUGGUAAAGGAGUUGGAAAACUCAAUGAGUGGGAUAGAGUAUAUGACUAUGCAUUUUACAAUGACUUAGGAACUCCAGAUGAUGGUCCAGAUUAUGCACGUCCCGUUAUCGGAGGAUCACAGAUGUUUCCUUAUCCGCGUCGAGGAAGAACUGGUCGUCCACCUACCAAAACAGAUCCUAAAACUGAGUCAAGAUUGCAUCUCUUGAAUCUUAAUGUUUAUGUACCAAGAGAUGAACAAUUUGGCCAUGUAAAGUUCUCGGACUUUCUAGCUUAUGCACUCAAAUCAGUUGCUCAGGUUUUGCUUCCGGAGCUUAAAUCUCUGUGUGACAAAACUAUCAAUGAGUUUGAUACUUUUGAAGACGUGUUUGAUAUUUAUGAGGGAAGUUUUAAGCUCCCAAGUGGAGCUUUGCAGAGUAAAAUUAGAGAACUUAUUCCUUAUGAGAUUCUUAGGGAACUUGUUAGGAAUGAUGGUGAGAAAUUCCUCAAAUUCCCAGUGCCUGAUGUGAUCAAAGCUAGUAAGACUGCAUGGAGGACCGACGAGGAGUUUGCAAGAGAAAUGCUUGCUGGUGUUAACCCUAUUAUCAUCCGCCGUCUCCAAGAAUUUCCUCCAGAAAGCCAGCUAGAUCCUAGUGUCUAUGGAGACCAAAACAGUUCAAUCCAAGAAAAGCACAUAACAAAUAGUUUAGAUGGGUUCACAAUAGAUGAGGCUAUUCAAAGGAAUAAACUAUAUAUAUUAGACCACCAUGAUGCUCUAAUGCCAUACCUAACUAGAAUAAACUCUACAAACACAAAGACUUAUGCUACCAGAACAGUUCUAUUUCUACAACAUGAUGGCACAUUGAAGCCACUGGCUAUUGAAUUAAGCUUACCUCAUCCACAAGGUGAACAACAUGGAGCUGUGAGUAAAGUUUUCACUCCAUCACAAGAAGGAGUAGCAGCCACCGUUUGGCAGUUGGCUAAAGCAUAUGCUGCUGUGAAUGACUCUGGAUAUCAUCAACUAGUUAGCCAUUGGUUAUAUACUCAUGCAGUGAUUGAACCAUUUUUAAUAGCCACAAACAGACAACUGAGUCUUCUUCAUCCGGUUCACAAGCUCUUGAAGCCACACUUUAAGGAUACAAUGCAUAUAAAUUCCUUAGCUAGACAUACACUUAUCAAUGCUGGAGGUGUACUUGAGAAAACAGUUUUUCCCGGUAAAUACGCCCUGGAAAUGUCGGCUGUUGUAUAUAAAGAUUGGGUGUUCACCGAGCAGGCAUUGCCUGCUAAUUUACUCAAGAGAGGGAUAGCGGUUCGAGAUUCAAAUAGCCCUCAUGGACUCAAACUUCUGAUAGAAGACUAUCCUUUUGCUGUUGAUGGGCUGGAAAUAUGGGAUGCAAUUGAAACUUGGGUGAGUGAGUAUUGUAAGUUCUACUACACAUCAGAUGAAAUGGUUGAGAAUGACUAUGAACUCCAACGCUGGUGGAAAGAAGUUCGCAAUGAGGGUCAUGGUGACUUGAAAGAUAAGUCAUGGUGGCCACAAAUGAAGACAAGAAUUGAGCUCAUUCAAUCAUGCACUAUUAUUAUAUGGGUGGCUUCUGCUUUUCAUGCAGCAGUGAACUUUGGACAGUACCCUUAUGCCGGUUACCUACCUAAUCGUCCAACGGUUAGUCGCAGGUUCAUGCCUGAGCCAGGUACGCCAGAGUAUGAAGAGCUUGAAUUUGAUCCGGAAUUAGCAUUCUUGAAAACAAUCACUGCUCAGUUUCAAACUCUCCUUGGUGUCUCAUUGAUAGAAGUUCUGUCGAGGCAUUCGACUGAGGAAGUUUACCUUGGACAGACAGUAGAUCCUGACUGGACUUUAGAUGCUGAACCGUUGGCAGCUUUCAAGCGAUUUUCGCAGAAGUUGUUGGAGAUUGAGAAUAAUAUCAUGAAAAGGAACAAGGAUCCAAGUUUGAAAAACAGAAAUGGGCCUGUGAAAUUGCCUUAUACCCUUCUGUUUCCCAAUACCUCUGAUUAUUCUAGGGAGGGUGGACUCACAGGAAAGGGAAUUCCUAAUAGUAUAUCCAUCUAA